Molecule: messenger RNA, 924 nt
Organism: Pediculus humanus corporis (human body louse)
Lineage: Eukaryota; Metazoa; Arthropoda; Insecta; Psocodea; Pediculidae
Product: transforming growth factor-beta-inducible early growth response protein, putative
Exons: 2
Coding region: 1-924 (307 amino acids)
Biological process (GO): regulation of transcription by RNA polymerase II
Molecular function (GO): RNA polymerase II cis-regulatory region sequence-specific DNA binding; DNA-binding transcription factor activity, RNA polymerase II-specific
Source: RefSeq, a predicted model, not a curated record
AUGAAAAUUCAUAAAGAUGGAACUCUAAGUUCGAAACCGAUUGACGAUAUUGAUUUGUCUUUUUCAAUGGAUGAAAAACAUCAAUCGAACCCUCGGGAAAAUAUAAUCAAAGACAUUAACAAUGAAAAAAAUGUUAAUUGUGAGGUUAAAAAAGAUUAUUCUCGUAACGAAUGGAAUGAAUUAGACAAUUCGAUAAAUAUAUUGAAAAGUUUAAAAUAUAAAUUAAAUUUAAUUAAAAAAGAAGUAUUAGGAGAUAAUAAUGGUAAAAAAAAGGAUGUUGUUACCAACGAAACGACGAAGGAUGGUUCUGUUGAAAUUUGUUCCACGACAGAAACAUCAAAAAAAAGACUGGAAAAUUGUAAUAAUAAAAAAACGGUUAAAACUACAACGUGUGCCAAUAAUCCACUGGUUACAAUUGCACCGAAACCGGUUUUUCUAACGAGUGGUAAACUCAUCUCCAUAUCACCCAGUAAUAUAAUUGUAGGAAAUCAACCGGUGGUUGUUUUUGCAGCUGCACCAACACCUUCCAACCUUAUUCCACAACCACCAUUACCGGACAAACGCCAAAGAAUAUUCAAAUGUCAACAUUUAGGAUGUACAAAAAAUUAUUUUAAAUCAUCUCAUUUAAAAGCACACAUGAGAACUCACACGGGUGAAAAACCAUUUUCUUGUCAAUGGGAAGGAUGCAAUCGUCAAUUUUCAAGGUCGGAUGAACUUUCCAGGCAUAAGAGAACACAUACGGGAGAAAAAAAAUUUGUUUGUAAUGUUUGCUCAAUGAAAUUUAUGCGUUCGGAUCAUUUGACGAAACAUUCAAAACGACAUACAAGAACCGGAUCCAUUCCGAUCCCGCAAAAAACCGUUUUUAAUCGCACAAAACCUAUUCACAUCCUACCCGUACCUGUUCCUAUUCACCUACAUACAUAA